UUUUAGCGGUAUCUGCCAAAUAAAAGAUCUUCUUUCUUAAGCUUUAACCAGAUAUCGUUAGGAAUCACGAAGAAAUAACGUGUUAAGACUUUUCAGAUAUGGCCGACGAACCAAAGAAACUAACAUAUGAAACCUAUCUUGGUUUGGAUAAGUUGCUGAAAUGUCAGGAACUAGAGAGCGAAAAGGAAGGAAACCGGGUUGCCGAGGAACACCUCUUCAUCAUCGUUCAUCAAGGAUUUGAGAUAUGGUUCAAACAAAUACUCGAAGAUUUUAAAGGCGUCAUAGACAUAUUGAAAGAGCCUAAAAUCGAAGAACGAACACAUUUGUCUGGAAUCACCACAAAAUUAGGACGAUGCAUUUUAAUUUUAAAGGUAAUUAUUCAGCAUUUCGAAAUUAUUGAGACUAUGCCACCUGCAGUUUUUCUGAAUUUUAGAAAAUAUUUGAAGAGCGGAUCAGGAUUUCAAAGUCUACAGUUUCGCCAGAUUGAAAAUACUCUCGGUCUUAGACCAGAGACACGAGAGCAGGAUCAACCAGGAAAGGAUUACAAAGAUGCUCUCAAUACAGAACAAAGCAAGGUAGCAAAAGCUUCAGAAAAGGGGGAUACCUUAUUUUCAGUUUCAGAGACAUGGCUAAAAAAUAUAUUUGGUACCUAUGUCAGAGAUCGGGCUCAGUAUUCUAAAGUGCUGAGUGACAUGGUGAAAACAUGGGCUGAGGAUACCACAAUAGAGGAGCAUCAUAGGGGAGAUAAGGAAGCAUUUGAUAAGAUUCUGAAAGAAGAUACCUAUAAAACAAUACCAGAUAGAAGACUUGCUUUCGAGGCUUUCCAUGGAGCUUUGUUGAUUUCACUUUACCAAGACGAACCGGAAUUCCAAAGCGCAUACCAUACAAUAAAGCUUCUUAUGGAUAUAGACUCUUUAAUCUCAAAAUGGCGCCAUACGCAUGUUCUCAUGGUCCAUCGUAUGCUUGGAAAGAAAACUGGAACAGGGGGGUCUUCGGGAUACGACUACUUAAAAAAGACUAAUCAAGAUAAAUACAGAGUGUUCAUGGAAUUUUUCAAUAUGGGUGCAUAUCUCAUCCCGGAAGAAUACAAGAAAGGGAAAAAACCGUAUUCUGUUCCUGAAAGUGUAGGAGGCAUCUGAAAGACAUGUGGUGAAAUUACUAGAGUAUGAAAAACUUUGGUUAGAGAGAUAAGAAUGGGAAUUAUUCAUGAUAA
Magallana angulata is the source of this 1213-nucleotide messenger RNA. RefSeq names its product tryptophan 2,3-dioxygenase-like. The record is from RefSeq and is a predicted model, not a curated record. NCBI's taxonomy places the organism in Eukaryota, Metazoa, Mollusca, Bivalvia, Ostreida, Ostreidae. The transcript is spliced from 14 exons. Gene Ontology annotation, molecular function: heme binding; metal ion binding; L-tryptophan 2,3-dioxygenase activity. The coding region runs from base 99 to 1139 and encodes 346 amino acids.